Messenger RNA from Penicillium macrosclerotiorum, 1020 nucleotides. Its product is annotated as ankyrin repeat domain-containing protein. The record is from RefSeq and is a predicted model, not a curated record. Bases 1 to 1020 code for a protein of 339 amino acids. The transcript is spliced from 2 exons. NCBI's taxonomy places the organism in Eukaryota, Fungi, Ascomycota, Eurotiomycetes, Eurotiales, Aspergillaceae. Gene Ontology annotation, molecular function: protein binding.
AUGCCUCUUGAUAAGCUGCCAAACGAGCUCCUAUGGGCCAUUGCGGAGAAACUCAACUCCGCAAAGGAUAUCAAUGAUAUUGUGAGAGCCUGCCAUCAUACCUAUUUUCACCUGAACCCUUACCUCUAUUCCUUUCACGUUCGCAACCAGCAUGGUGCAGCCUUGACCUGGCUUGAGGACGACCAGCUUGAAGCAGCUCGAAAAUUGAUCGAUGCUGGUGCUGACUCAAAUGCAGUUCGAGGUGACCUAGGCUUGACUCCUUUAGAAAUUGCUGCCAGAGAGGGUCGGCCUCAGAUGAUGAAACUCCUCAUCGAAAGUGGGGCAAGGUAUCCAGCUGGGUCGACGGCUAUACAUUUCGCUGCAAAGCAUGGUCACCUGACCGAGACGAAGUUACUCCUAGAUCUGGGUGUCGAUGUUAGCUCGAAAGAUAAAGAUGGCCUUUCCGUUCUCAUGAACGCUGUAUCUGGAUAUAACCUGGAUAUCAUCAGAUUAUUGAUUCAAGACUAUGGCGCCGAUGUUAACGAAAUGUGCGCCACGCCUUCGACUAGUCGCAGUACCCCAUUAUACCAGGCACUCAGUUCACUUGAACUUUGGGAAAUGACCGAUGAGGCUCUCAAAGCUCAACAAGAUACCGUAAUGGCCUUGAUAGAUCUGGGUGCCGACAUCCAUGUGGGUCUUGGUCCCGAAUGGGGUCAUGGUUCCCCCCUAUAUCUGGCUUCAGCAGCCGACCAGGUGGGUAUUGUGAAGCGGUUGCUUGAAAUGGGUAUCAGUACAGAUGAGCUGAAUGAUAACUUAGACGUUAUCAAUAUGGCGAGCCGUAAUCCAUACAUUGCCGCCCUCAUGUUCCAGCAUCAAGGUGUAGUUGAUCUUUUGAAACCAUUUUGGCCUCAUAAGAAUCCCGACGUGGGGAAGCUUCUGGACUGGAAUCCAUGCAAUCUUGACGCAAGACAAUACUACAAACUCACGUUUAAUAAAUAUGGCACCGAGACUAUCCCUAUCAAAGCUGCGCUUUAUUUAUGA